Messenger RNA from Diutina rugosa, 2028 nucleotides. RefSeq names its product transketolase (gene TKL1). Lineage: Eukaryota; Fungi; Ascomycota; Pichiomycetes; Serinales; Debaryomycetaceae. Gene Ontology annotation, cellular component: cytosol. Gene Ontology annotation, biological process: pentose-phosphate shunt. Gene Ontology annotation, molecular function: transketolase activity. The record is from RefSeq and is a predicted model, not a curated record. The coding region runs from base 1 to 2028 and encodes 675 amino acids. The transcript has a single exon.
AUGUCGAUUGAAGAAAAAUUCAUUAACACCAUCAGACUUCUUGCAGUCGACGAGGUGUCGAAGGCCAAUUCUGGUCACCCUGGUGCUCCCCUUGGCUUGGCACCUACUGCUCAUGUUAUCUUCAAGAACAUGAAGUUCAACCCCAAGGAGCCCAAUUGGCCCAACAGAGACAGAUUUGUCUUGUCCAAUGGCCAUGCCUGUGCUCUUUUGUACGCUAUGUUGUGCCUUUACGGAUACAAGACUACCGUUGAUGACUUGAAGCAGUUCAGACAAGUCAAUUCGAAGACCCCUGGUCACCCUGAAGCCGACAUUGACGGUGUUGAAGUUACUACCGGUCCUUUGGGUCAAGGUAUUUCUAAUGCUGUUGGGUUGGCUAUUGCCCAAAAGCAAUUUGCUGCCAGAUUCAACACCGACAAAUACACCGUUUCCGACAACUACACCUACUGUAUCUUGGGUGACGGUUGCUUGAUGGAAGGUGUCUCCUCGGAAGCUUCCUCUCUUGCUGGUCACUUGCAAUUGGACAACUUGAUUGCUUUCUGGGAUGACAACCACAUCACCAUUGAUGGUGACACCAACGUCGCUUUCACCGAAAACGUCCUUGAAAGAUACAAGGCCUACGGCUGGAAUGUCUUGCACGUGGCCAAUGGUGACGACGACAUUGACGCCAUUCAAAAAGCCAUUGAUGAAGCCAAGCAAACCAAGGGUAAGCCCACCUUGAUUAAGGUUACCACUGUCAUUGGUUACGGGUCGUUGCUUCAAGGCACUCACGGUGUCCACGGUGCUCCCCUUAAGGCCGAUGAUGUUGCCCAACUCAAGAAGAAGUUUGGUUUCGACCCCGAACAAUCGUUCGUCAUUCCCGCCGAAGUCGAAGAGUUUGCUGCCAAGCACGUCACCAAAAACUUGAAGGUUUACAAUGACUGGAUCAACCUUGUCAAGAACUACGUUGCUGAAGAAAAGCAAGGUGCCGAACUUCAAAGAAGAAUUGAUGGCAAGUUGCCUGCCGACUGGACCAAGGCUUUGCCCACUUACACUAGCUCGGACAAGGCUUUGGCCACCAGAAAGCUUUCGGAAAUGGUCCUUGACAACAUUACCGCUGAACUCCCUGAGCUCAUUGGUGGCUCUGCUGAUUUGACCGGUUCCAACUUGACCAAGGCUAAGGGCACUAUUGACUUCCAACCUCCUUCCACUGGUCUCGGCGACUACGAUGGUGUCUACAUCAGAUAUGGUGUCAGAGAACACGGUAUGGGUGCCAUCAUGAACGGUAUUCACGCCUUUGGGGCCGGUUACAAGGCCUUUGGUGGUACCUUCCUUAACUUCGUUUCUUACGCCUCCGGUGCCGUGAGAUUGUCGGCUCUCUCCGAAUUCCCCGUCAUUUGGGUUGCCACCCACGACUCCAUUGGUUUGGGUGAAGAUGGCCCUACUCACCAGCCUAUCGAAACCUUGGCUCACUUCAGAGCUACUCCCAACUUGAUGGUGUGGAGACCCGCCGACGGUAAUGAAGUCUCGGCUGCUUACCAAGCGGCGAUUGAAUCGACCCACACUCCUUCGAUCAUCGCUUUGACUAGACAAAACUUGCCCCAAUUGGAACACUCUUCUAUUGAGAAUGCUUUGAAGGGCGGUUAUGUUGUGUACCCUGUCGAGAACCCGGACUUGAUCAUUGUCUCUUCUGGUUCUGAAGUGUCUUUGUCGAUUGACACUGCUAAGAAGAUGGCUGGUGAAGGUUACAAGGUCAGAGUUGUUUCUAUGGCUGAAUUCCUCACCUUCGACAAGCAACCCGAAGACUACAAGUUGUCUGUUUUGCCCGACGGCGUUCCCAUCAUGUCGCUCGAAGUCAUGUCUACUUUCGGCUGGUCUAAGUACUCGCAUGAACAAUUCGGUUUGAACACCUUCGGUGCUUCGGGUAAGGGUCCCGACGUGUACAAGAAGUUUGGCUUCACCGUCGAUGGUGUGUCCGACAAGGCUGCUAAAGUAAUUGAAUUCUACCAAGGCAAGCAAUUGGUGUCGCCUUUGAAGAGAGCCUUCAACUAA